UCGACGGGUUCAGUCUUCGUUGGAUCGUUGCCAAGUGUGUGUCGUAGAUCGGUGCACUCGUUUACCCUUGUGCGUCGAUUCGGCGUGGUUUUUCGUUCGCCUCGACUCUUUCUUCCCUUUUUCUCUCUUUUUCCCUCCCUUUCAGUUCUCGAUUUUCUCCCCCGCACAGACAACAGACCCAGUGUGUUAUAUGUUACAUGCGCGCGCAAGCCGCUCGUUGCGUAGCGGGUCGGACCAGUGGUGAAACACGGCUAAGAAAGAUAAAAACGCUGUGUGCUGUUGUGCGUGUGCGGAGUGUGCAAUAUUUUGGUUACAUCCGGGAUAAAAACGCCACGAAAGCAAACACGAGGUGUAUCGUGAAACUCACCGAAAACGUCGCGCGAGAUAUGGAUUGGGCGCUCAAGGCUCGCCGAACGUACAAAGCGAAUCGUUGCGUGAGCGGGGGCGGUGGCCGCGGAAACAGUGCGACUGGCGGUACCGGAGGCGGUCUAGGUAACGGAGGCAGCGGCCGCGGGGGCGGCGGGGGCGGCGGGGGCGGUAGCCCCGGUAGGGGCGGCGGCGGAGGCGGCGGCGGAGGCGGCGGCGGAGGAGGCGUUGGAGGAGGCGGAGGUCGCGGCGGAGGAAUAGACGGUGGCGCGGUACCUGCUACGCCACCGACCAUCAGCCGUUACCACCACCGCUACCAUCAUCACCAUCACCAUCAUCAUCGUAAUCACGAGCACGUCACCACGACCACCACGGCGGACGCCACUACCAUCACUGGCGUCGCCUGGCACCUCAGGCACAAACUACCCCUUGGAAAACAGUGCCUCGAACAUCGUCUUCAACACCGGCAUCACCAUCGGUCCCCCUAUCGGGCCGUAAACAUGGGCCAAAAGAUUUCAGGUGUGAAAAGCGUGACACGUGAGGCUGCAGCUGGAUCUGUUGGUGGAGUUGGCGUCGGCGGUGGCGGCGUCGUAGCGUACAAACCCGUGGUACCAAGAGAGCUGGCGCAACACUUCGCGAGGCCACCACGGCUCGAUGUCCUGCUCGACAUGCCACCCGCUUCGCGGGAGACGCAGAUUCAUCAUAGCUGGAACGCCAACGACCGUAGCCUCAACAUAUUCGUCAAGGAUGAUGACAAAUUAACGUUUCACCGACACCCAGUGGCUCAAAGCACAGAUUGCAUAAGGGGGAGGGUAGGUUACACGAAAGGUAUGCAUGUCUGGGAACUGUUCUGGAGCACGAGGCAAAGAGGCACGCACGCCGUAGUGGGCGUCGCGACGGCAGAGGCACCUCUUCACAGCGUCGGAUACCAGAGCCUGGUUGGCAAUAAUGAACAAAGUUGGGGUUGGGAUCUCGGUAGAAACAAGCUUUUGCACGACUCGAAGAACAAUGCCGGUGUCACGUACCCGGCUCUACUUAAACCCGACGAAACGUUCAUUGUUCCUGACAAAUUCCUCGUGGUCUUGGACAUGGACGAAGGUACGUUAGCUUUUGUCGUGGAUGGUCAAUACCUUGGAGUCGCAUUCAAAGGCCUUAAGGGCAAAAAGCUGCAUCCUAUUGUAUCCGCAGUAUGGGGACAUUGUGAAAUCACGAUGAAAUAUAUCGGUGGACUUGAUCCUGAACCUUUGCCUUUGAUGGAUUUGUGUCGAAGAGUGAUUCGAAAACGAAUCGGCAAGGAUAAGAUAGACGAGAAAGUGAAUGCGCUGAGCUUGCCGUUAGCGGUGAAGACUUAUCUCCUGUAUCGUGACAGGAGGUAACUACCGAGUGCUAGCUCCGAAACCAUUACCACCACGAUUACGACUGUGAACACCACCGCCCUAUUCAAUUAUUGCCACCACGACGCACAGGGGAACGCCCGCUACCCCGUCGCAAGCCACCGAACGCACCAGCCCAUAAGCCGCUUGUACGAUCCAUGGUGUUUGUAUCCAUGUAAGGAUAAAUCGAGACGAGCACGAUCAACGUGGUCGCGUACGUUGUCGUCGUCGUCGUCGUCGUCGUCGUCGUCGUCGUCGUCGUCGUCAUCGUCGUCGUCGUCGUCGUCUUCGUCUUCGUCUUCGUCUACGUCUACGUCCACGUCUACGUCUACGUCUACGUCAUCCUCAUCAUCAUCGUUGGCAUGAUAUUUGUCACCAUUAUCAUAUGUUCAUCAUUAUCGUUGACUGUUAUCAUUAACAGUCGUUGUUAAUCUGAUCGUUAUCGUCGUUGUCGUUCCCGCAUACGAUCGGACGAAGCUACGUGAAAAAGAAAAGAAUCGGACGCGCAGACGGGACACAUACGCGAACCGUAUCAGGUCUAGCGAAUUAUUUAAAUAAUAUUGUUGUCUUGUGUUAACGUCGAUAUCAUUAAAAUCUUGACGAAGUCUUUAUUAAUUGUUAAUAAUGAAAAAGUGACGUACGAUACAGUUAAAUAGGUUUCCGAGCAUAUCGCUCGACACUGUUAUUUCUUUAGUUUAUUUUCUUUUCCUUCUUUUUAUUUUUUUUCUUUUUUUUUUUUUUUUCUUUUUUUUUAGUCCUUUAACUUGUCGCGUUACUAAAACGUUCUGCGUCUGACGAAGAAGAUGCAAGGUGAGAAAUCGAGGACCUGAGUGUGAGGAUGAGAAUACAUACAUGUGCGGUUCGGUCAAGAGGAAAAAGCAAUAGAAAAAAAUGAUCACAAGGAAAAUAGUUCUUCACACAGUUGGCCAGUAAAACGUUUAGUCGAGUCUAAAGGCUGAUACGGAUAACGUUUCGGUUAUUAGUCAACAAUGGGUAGCGGGCUUGUUCUAGUCCGGGCACACUGCGCUAAUAGAAAACGAGAAGAAAAUGGGAUAGAAACGUACAUUUGCUUCACAACUUGAGCGAAGAAAAAAAUCGACGAAACUUCAAGUAGAUGUCACUAUGCGGACAGUUGUUGUUCACGCGGCUACCGAAAAGGAAAAUGUGUGUAUAGUGACGAAGAUGCCAGUCGAUCGAACAGCCACCUUCCAAUAGACUCAUUUUUCAAAUAUUUUCUAAGCAUGCUAGGUCUAAUAAAAUAUAGUGGUGUACAUGGUUCGUGGAUAGACAUGAGAAAAACAAAAGCGAAUUUCAUAUACACAUAUAUAUAUACAUAUAUAUAUACACACAUAUAUGUACAUAUAUAUAUAUAUAUAUGUAUAUGCGAUUCAAUGAGUAACAUGCCUCUGAUUGUUCUGUGUAUUUCAUCUUAUUUUGUUGUUCGUUUAGUUAGAAGAAAUCCUUAAAGGAAACAUACGUAUCACAGUUAGAAAUUAUCACUAAAUGACGUUUGAGCGGAACUCUACGAACAAAGGAGCCACGAAAACUUAUAGCGUUAUAAGAACAUCUAUUAUUUGAAGAUGUUGCGAAAAGAGAAACGAUAAACAGCAGUAACUUACCGCGAUUAAGUUAACUGAAGUAAAAAAAAGCAAGAAGAGAACGAAGAAGAUUAGGUGUACGUAGUUAAACGUUUAGGGCGAGCGAACGAACACGGUCAUAUUACGGCUGAGUAUAUUCCAAACACGAAUUAAAACUGACUGGGAGAGUGAAAAAGAGAGAAAAAGAACUGUCGCGGCACUAGUGUGUGAAUGUUACGUUUAUGAUACAAUGCAAAUCAUGCCGACGAUCCAGAAAAUAUAAUCACGAUGACGAUGACGGCCAUGAAUGAAUUGCGAUGAAAAAAUUCUAUCGGGCGUGUUGCUACCUAUACUAUUAGCAUGACAAAUUAUGACUGGUCCCUAGUAACUCUAAUCUUACGUUUAAUCUUACGUUUGUCGCUUAAGUUUAAUCAUAAUGUGCCGUUUAUCGGCGAUGUCGAUUUGUACAUAGGAUAUAAUUAUAAUAAUGAUAACAAUAAUAAUAAUAAUAUCUAUCGGUACGACACUGAA
Molecule: messenger RNA, 3847 nt
Organism: Bombus pascuorum
Lineage: Eukaryota; Metazoa; Arthropoda; Insecta; Hymenoptera; Apidae
Product: protein gustavus
Exons: 6
Coding region: 198-1742 (514 amino acids)
Biological process (GO): proteasome-mediated ubiquitin-dependent protein catabolic process
Cellular component (GO): SCF ubiquitin ligase complex
Molecular function (GO): protein binding
Source: RefSeq, a predicted model, not a curated record